Molecule: messenger RNA, 741 nt
Organism: Phragmites australis (common reed)
Lineage: Eukaryota; Viridiplantae; Streptophyta; Magnoliopsida; Poales; Poaceae
Product: large ribosomal subunit protein eL27x-like
Exons: 1
Coding region: 105-515 (136 amino acids)
Biological process (GO): translation
Cellular component (GO): ribosome; cytosolic large ribosomal subunit
Molecular function (GO): structural constituent of ribosome
Source: RefSeq, a predicted model, not a curated record
CUGCACAAACCCUAACCCCAUCCGGCGGCGGCGCAGCAGAGGAGAAGGGCGACGCACCGCAGCUUACCGGCGGCGAAGGAGGAGCAGCUGCGGCGGCGUCGGCGAUGGUGAAGUUCCUGAAGCCCGGGAAGGCUGUGAUCCUACUGCAGGGCCGGUUCGCCGGGCGCAAGGCGGUGAUCGUGCGCGUGUUCGAGGAGGGCACCCGCGACCGUCCCUACGGGCACUGCCUCGUUGCGGGCCUUGCCAAGUACCCCAAGAAGGUGAUCCGCAAGGACUCGGCCAAGAAGACGGCCAAGAAGUCGCGCGUCAAGUGCUUCAUCAAGCUCGUCAACUUCACCCACCUCAUGCCCACGCGCUACACCCUUGACGUCGACCUCAAGGACGUUGCCGCCGGGCCCGACGCGCUCGCCACGAGGGACAAGAAGGUCGCCGCGUGCAAGGCCGCCAAGGCGCGCCUCGAGGAGAGGUUCAAGACCGGCAAGAACAGGUGGUUCUUCACCAAGCUCCGCUUCUGAGCCUCCCGUGGCGACGAGAUGGUCAUCUCUUUCCAAAGCUAUUUUCUUUAUGAGCAGCAGUUGGUAUUUUGAUAUAUCCAAAGUAUCCUGAUGUAAUGGAACUCACUAUUGCUUUGCUUGUGAGGGUAUCUUGAUGUUAGUAUGGAUCUGUCGAUGAAGCUUAUUAUCAAGACACAUCUUGUGGGGAUUUUGCAUCUGGUUAAUCUAUCGUUAAAAUUGUUGUCUU